UUUGUCGUCUCCUGCGGCCGCGGUUCCCCCUUGCCGUUUCUCGCGACUUCCUCUCUCACGCUGUGUCUCUCCCUCACGGUUCCCUCUGUCUCUUUCUCCCUGUCCUCGGGUGCCCUCCUCUCGGGCUUCUUCUCCAGAACUUCUCUUCUCCCUUGUCCCUCCUCUUUCCAUCGCCCUUCCUCUCCUUGGAGCAGUAUCUUCUCGCUCGCGAUCUCGAAAGGCGGCUCUUUUCGGCGGGAUCGGGGGGGGGUGGCGCGGUGGAAGGAGAGCUCGUGGGGCACGGAAGCUGCGGGUUUGGUGGUGAGUCGUCGAGGGUUGGAUCUCUCGAGCUCGGUUCACGGGGAAAAGAGGGAGCUUUCUACGCUUCGGGUGGCUCUUUCACUCCGGUUCCUUCUCCUCCUUGUUCUCGCCAUUCUGCGUCCGGGUGCGGUUUCGCGAUGGCGGGAAGCAACGAGGUGAACGCCAACGAGUCCAAGAUGGUGGUUCCCCUGCACACCUGGGUCCUCAUCUCCAACUUCAAGCUGGCCUACAACAUGCUGCGCCGCCCUGACGGCACCUUCGACCGCCACCUCGCCGAAUUCCUCGACCGCAAGGUCCCCGCCAAUGCCUCUCCCGUCAAUGGCGUCGUCUCCUUCGACGUCGUCAUCGACCGCACCAACAACCUCCUCGCCCGCAUCUACCGCCCCGCCCCUCCCAACCCCACCACGCCCCUUGCCGACCUCCACCGGCCUCCCUCCCCCGAUCCCUUCCCCGUGAUAAUCUUCUUCCACGGCGGCAGCUUCGCCCACUCCUCGUCCAACACUGCCAUCUACGACUCCCUCUGCCGCCGCUUCGUCUCCCUAUGCGGUGCCGUCGUCAUCUCCGUCGACUACCGUCGAUCACCGGAAUACCGGUAUCCCUGUGCCUACGACGACGGAUGGGCCGCCCUCAAGUGGGCUUCCACCGAGCCAUGGCUCCACAGCGGCAAGGAUGCUAAACUUCGGGUGUUCCUCUGUGGUGACAGCUCCGGGGGGAACAUCGCACACCAUGUGGCAGUCAAGGCUGCAGAAUCCGGGAUCGAGGUGUCCGGGAACAUCCUCCUCAACCCCAUGUUCGGUGGUAAUCACCGGACUGAGUCAGAGAAGAGAUUGGAUGGGAAGUACUUCGUCACGAUUCAAGACAGGGAUUGGUACUGGAAGGCUUAUCUCCCCGAGGGAGCCGACAGAGACCACCCCGCUUGCAACCCCUUUGGCCCCAACGGCAUGAAGCUCGAAGAGCUUCCUUUCACCAGGAGCCUCGUUAUAGUGGCAGGUCUGGAUCUUGUUCAGGACUGGCAAUUGGCCUACACCGAGGGGUUGAAGAAGGCCGGCAAAGAGGUCAAGCUUGUCUACCGUGAACAGGCCACGAUCGGGUUCUACUUGUUGCCGAACACCGACCAUUUCUAUGAAGUAAUGGAGGAGAUCAGGAACUUCGUUACUUGUAACUUAAAGCAACCUGCAAAUAUAUGAAGCUCUACACUCUCACAGAAGCUACACAUUUUUCUCAGAUCUAGUUUAGUUCGAUGGCAUGUCAAUGAUUUGUUGCAGCUCGGGUAGCGUCUUGCUCGCUCGCUAGAACUCGAAGAAUGAUUCCGCGGCAAGAGCGGUAUAGCUUGGCCUCCACUGAAACCUCUCAAAGCUGUUCAUGAACAUUGAAUCAAAGGUGACUUUUCUUCGUCUUUCUACUGAUAGAGUCUUUUGUUAUUGCCUGAUCCAGCUCCUCCUCAUAUUUGAUGAGGUUGGAAGCUGGUGCUAACUCUAUAGGUGACGCAGUCUAUGGAAGAAGAACAACUGAAUUGCCUUUCUUCCUUCUACUGGUGUGUGUGUGUGUGUGUGUUCAGUGGUAUCCGUUGGACACCAUAUUGUACAGUGAUUCAAGUUCAGGAAGAAGAUGAUGGAACACCUUCUUGUUGUGUAUGGGGAUGCAUCGACAGGACUAGUUUCUUUCCUGGUCAACGUUGCGUGCCAUGAAUAUUAUGUUGGGUAUAAGGAUGGCCUGUGAUUUCUUUCUUGACAUUAUUUUUAUCUUUGGUGUCCUGAUACAGUUGAUUAUUAAUCUUAUUGUGUGCA
Molecule: messenger RNA, 2087 nt
Organism: Musa acuminata AAA Group (dessert banana)
Lineage: Eukaryota; Viridiplantae; Streptophyta; Magnoliopsida; Zingiberales; Musaceae
Product: gibberellin receptor GID1C-like
Exons: 2
Coding region: 438-1487 (349 amino acids)
Biological process (GO): floral organ morphogenesis; raffinose family oligosaccharide biosynthetic process; positive regulation of gibberellic acid mediated signaling pathway
Cellular component (GO): nucleus; cytoplasm
Molecular function (GO): gibberellin binding; hydrolase activity
Source: RefSeq, a predicted model, not a curated record